AUGCGUUUAUUUACCUCAAAGGAGCCCCAAACCGCGGACGAGAACGGGGAGAAGAAGAUCGAAUCAACCAAACAAGAGAAUGAAGAUGUUGAAGCCAUACCACCUGCGCGGGUGGCAGAUGAAAUCGAUCCGGUGAUCGAGAAGCAUGUGCGACGGAAGUUGGACAUGCAUAUUGUUCCAUUACUUUCGGCACUAUAUCUUCUGGCUUUCUUGGACAGAUCGAACAUUGGCAAUGCGCGAAUCGCAGGCAUGGAAGAAGACCUCGAACUCAGUAGUUCGCAGUACCAGUGGCUUCUCACCAUCUUCUAUAUCUCAUACAUCAUCUUCGGAUUCCUCGCAAUCAUGUGGAAAGUUGUACCUCCGCAUCGUUGGGCAGCGGGCUGCGUUUUCGUCUGGGGACUUGUUUCGACCGUACAAGCUGCGACAACUUCAUGGGGAGGAAUGAUGGCACUUCGCUUUAUUAUGGGUGCUGCAGAAAUCGCGUACGGUCCGGGGAUUCCGUUUCUGCUCUCUUUCUUCUACUUGAGGCAUGAGCUUGGGCUUAGGUGUGGCCUAUUUCUCUCAGCUGCCCCUCUUGCGAACACCUUCGCAGGCGCGUUGGCGUAUGGUAUUACGAGCGGUAACCCCGGAAUGGCAAAAUGGCGCCUUUUGUUCCUGGUAGAGGGAUUACCAACGAUCGUUAUGGCUGCGGUUGCGUGGUUCUUUCUGCCAGAUAGUCCAGAGAAAGCCAAGUUCUUAAACGAAGAAGAGAAAGCGGUUGCGAGAGCUCGUGGUGUGGCACAGGCUGGCGCUGCGACAAGAAUCGGAGGCGUCAACUGGAAAGAGAUCCUGGAGGGGCUGAUGGAUGUGAAAGGCUGGAUACUCGGUCUCAUGUACUUCUCUGGAAACGUAGCAUUCUCGUCCCUACCGGUCUUCCUUCCCACGAUCCUCAACGAGAUGGGAUUUUCGAGUGUCAACGCGCAAGGCUUAACGGCACCGCCCUUUUUCCUUUCCUUCCUCACUGUAAUCGCCACGUGCUAUAUCGCAGACCGGACGCAACAGCGCGGAAUUAUGAUUGCUAUCCUGACGGCAAUCGGAGGAAUUGGUUACGUUAUCCUAGCUACCACGAAGAGCGUAGCAGCAAGAUACUUCGGAGUCUUCCUGGCUGCUGCCGGUAUCUUCCCAGCUAUCGGCAAUGUCCUUCCCUGGGUCACGAACAAUCAGGGCAGUGAUACGAGAAGAGGCACGGGAAUAGUCAUCUUGAACUUGAUUGGGCAAUGUGGACCUCUCUUAGGAACUCGAUUGUAUCCAACAUCGGAGGGUCCUUUGUACGUGAAGGGCCAGUCUGUAUGUGCCGGUUUCAUGUUUCUGUUCUGCCUGUUAUCUUUGUUGUUGAGGACCAUUCUCGCUUGGGAAAACAAGAAGCUGGAUCGGAAGUAUGGAAGCUUGGCGCAACAAAGAGUAGCACUUCAGGAGGCGGCAGCGCGUGGUGAAGCCAAGCGGGAAACAGGCCUCGAGAACUAUGGCCCGAUGUAUCGUUUCGUGCUGUAA
This is a messenger RNA of Alternaria atra, 1530 nucleotides long. RefSeq lists its product as uncharacterized. NCBI's taxonomy places the organism in Eukaryota, Fungi, Ascomycota, Dothideomycetes, Pleosporales, Pleosporaceae. The transcript is spliced from 3 exons. The coding region runs from base 1 to 1530 and encodes 509 amino acids. Gene Ontology annotation, biological process: transmembrane transport. The record is from RefSeq and is a predicted model, not a curated record. Gene Ontology annotation, molecular function: transmembrane transporter activity. Gene Ontology annotation, cellular component: membrane.